Messenger RNA from Nymphalis io (European peacock), 702 nucleotides. Its product is annotated as larval cuticle protein A2B-like. The record is from RefSeq and is a predicted model, not a curated record. The transcript has 2 exons. Bases 98 to 652 code for a protein of 184 amino acids. NCBI's taxonomy places the organism in Eukaryota, Metazoa, Arthropoda, Insecta, Lepidoptera, Nymphalidae. Gene Ontology annotation, cellular component: extracellular matrix.
GCGGCAACCAGAUGGUGUAUAAAAAGUCCGAAAAUUUUGUUGCGGUACAUUCGAAUUGAGGACUCCUCAUUGUGAAGUCACAUUCAUCCCCUACAAAAUGGCUUUCAAGCUCGUUGUCUUGGUUUGCGCUUUUGUCGCUGCCCAAGCUGGCGUGAUCCCUGUCACAUACACAGCACAUCCAGCGUCGGUCGCAUAUGCCGCUGCACCCGUCGUGCAUGCUGCUCCGGCCGCGUCCAUUGUGCAUUCCGCUCCCAUCACCUACUCCGCUCCAGUAGCAAAACUCGCUGCUGCCCCUGUUGCUGUUGAAGAAUACGAUUCCCAUCCUCAAUACAGUUUCGCUUAUGACGUACAAGAUGGUCUUACUGGAGACUCCAAAAGUCAGCACGAAAGUCGGGAUGGUGACGUGGUACAGGGCUCGUACUCUGUCGUCGAUCCUGACGGCACAAAACGCACUGUUGACUACACCGCUGACCCACACAAUGGAUUCAACGCGGUCGUACAUAAAGAACCAAUAGCCGUGAAAGCCCCGUAUAUAGCUCCCGUAGCUAAAAUUGCCACUCCUGUUGUCCACACUGCUCCUGUAGUCCAUACUGCGCCUGUCGUCCAUCAUGCUGCUCCUCUUUCCUAUUCCGUUCCUCUUAUUCACCAUUGAAAAAAACAUUUUUACGUCCUAGUCAAAAUAUAAAUUGGCCAAGUAUUAAC